AUGCCGCGGCUGCUGCACCACGUGGCGGAGACGACUGUACGGCACACGAGCAGCAAGCGAUAUGCCGUGUCGCUAUUCGCCGAGUGCGCGCGCACGUACGGCCAGCAGAUGGCGCUGCACGUGCCCAAGGUGCCCAAGGCGUCGCAGGAGGGGGCGUUCAAGGCGCUCACAGCAGCGCUGGGCGGCGUGCACCGCCCGCUCGCGCUGCUGCAGCUGGCAUGCGACCUCUGCCACCUCGACGCCUCGCUCGCCAAGUUCCACGCCAAGACGCUGCUGCGCGCGGGCAAGGAGGUGCUGCGGGGGGCGGCGUCCGUGGAGCACCGCCUGUACGCCGUGCGCCUGCUCAAGGACGCCAUGCGCAGGUGGGGUGCUCAAGGACGCCAUGCGCAGGUGGGGUGCUCAAGGACGCCAUGCGCAGGUGGGGUGCUCAAGGACGCCAUGCGCAGGUGGGGUGCUCAAGGACGCCAUGCGCAGCUUCGCACUGGCCUCCUGGUGCCCCUCCCCCGCGCCCCCAGCAGCUGCAGUGCGGCGGUGUUUCAGGCGGAGCUGAGGGACGUGGUGGCGCUGCUCAGGGAGGCCGCCAACCACCCCAAGCUCAAGGCAGACGCGCUCGCAGCCGGCAAGGCCAUCCAGGACAAGAAGAAGCACUGCCCCAGGUCGGGUGCCGCCUCAUCCGCCACCAAGGCAGCAGCGCGCUGCCGCCCCGACGCUGCCACGCGCACGCCACACGCCCACCCCGCUGACGAUCCUCGCCACGCAACGCCCGGUGCGGGCAGCAGCAGCAGCAGGAGCCACGCAUGGAUGGGUGGUGAGAGCGACGAGAGCAAGGCGGGUGAGGGGCGGCAGCACGGGUGGCAGCAGGAGAGGCAGGCAGAGGGCGAGGGAGAGGGGCCCACGUCGCCCACGCACUCUGCUGCCUCCUCCUCUGCUGCCCCUACUGCACCCCUUCCACUCGCCCACGCCGUGCCUGCACUCGCUGCUGCACGAGCCGCCUCACAGCCUUCAGAUCCGCCUCCCAGCGACCCCACUCUCUACUUCACCCCCCUGCCCGCCCUGCCCCUCCAAGCCUCCUCGCUGCACUCCUCCACACUCGCAGCAGCAGCAGCAGCAGCAGCAGCGCCGGCAGCAGCAGAAGCAGCGGGGACACAGGGAGCAGCAGAAGCAGCGGGGACACAGGGAGCAGCAGUGUCAGAUGUGUCUGCAGCCUUCCAGAGUCCGCCAAGGCACUUCAUGUUCACAGCCUUCCAGGCGCGGGGGGGUGCAACCUUCACGUCCACGGCGGUGCACGGCAGCGCCCUCUCCGCCACGCCGCCCCCCUCCGCGCCCUACUCCGCUCGCUCCCCCCCCUCCCUCUCACACCUCGGCCCAUCACCCUCCCUCUACCUCGGAGCCGGCUCCACCCAAGGCAAAGCGUUUGUGUCCCCAGGCCAUGCUGGCAGUGCUGAGAGUCCAGAGGACAUGCGGUCGGUGCGGCGGCGGGUGUUUCAGGACGACGCGGUGCCACGGGAUGUGCCGCGGGAUGUGCCACGGGAUGUGCCACGGGAUGUGCCACGGGAUGUGCCGCGGGAUGUGCCACGGGAUGUGCCACGGGAUGUGCCGCGGGAUGUGCCACGGGAUGUGCCGCGGGAUGUGCCACGGGAUGUGCCGCGCAGCGCCUUCUCGCCUCACCUGCUGCCCUUUCACUCCGCUGCCAAGUCGUUUGAGUCGAAUCCAGCGCCGCAUGAGUUGAGUGAGCAGGCAGCAGCAUUGAGAGGCGGGGGGGGGAGAGGAGGCAGGGCGGGUGGGCAUGGAGAGGGAGAGCAGGCGAAUGCCGGCGCUGGGGGUAGUCAAGAGAGGACAGGUAGCGGGCACAAGCCCAUGGGGCGGGCUGCUGCUGCCAAUGGUGGUGGCAAGGGUGGACGGGAGUGGAGCCCCACGAGUGAGAGCAGCAAGGGCAACGUGAGGAGCAGCCUGUCACCCAGCUCCAGUGGCGAGGGCCGUGAGGCGCUGCGAGGCAAGCCCAGGUCGCCACACAGCCGCGGCAACUCGCCCCUCUACGAGCUCGCUGCCGCCUUCGUGCGCGCCCGCAAGUCGCCCGACCUCUCCGGCAGGCUUGGCACGUUCAGCCUCACCUCUGGCAGCCCUGACCAGCUGGGGGCUUACCGCCUGGGGGGCAGCAGGAUGGCGGGGGGGACGCUGGGGGGUGGUGGUGGUGGCGGAGGGGGCAGAGGGAGCCCCAUGCGCAUCACUCUCUCAGGUGUGCUGUGCCCCAUGCGCAUCACUCUCUCAGGUGUGCUGUGCCCCAUGCGCAUCACUCUCUCAGGUGUGCUGUGCCCCAUGCGCAUCACUCUCUCAGGUGUGCUGUGCCCCAUGCGCAUCACUCUCUCAGGUGUGCUGUGCCCCAUGCGCAUCACUCUCUCAGGUGUGCUGUGCCCCAUGCGCAUCACUCUCUCAGGUGUGCUGUGCCCCAUGCGCAUCACUCUCUCAGGUGUGCUGUGCCUCAUGCGCAUCACUCUCUCAGGUGUGCUGUGCCCCAUGCGCAUCACUCUCUCAGGUGUGCUGUGCCCCAUGCGCAUCACUCUCUCAGGUGUGCUGUGCCCCAUGCGCAUCACUCUCUCAGGUGUGCUGUGCCCCAUGCGCAUCACUCUCUCAGGUGUGCUGUGCCCCAUGCGCAUCACUCUCUCAGGUGUGCUGUGCCCCAUGCGCAUCACUCUCUCAGGUGUGCUGUGCCCCAUGCGCAUCACUCUCUCAGGUGUGCUGUGCCCCAUGCGCAUCACUCUCUCAGGUGUGCUGUGCCCCAUGCGCAUCACUCUCUCAGGUGUGCUGUGCCCCAUGCGCAUCACUCUCUCAGGUGUGCUGUGCCCCAUGCGCAUCACUCUCUCAGGUGUGCUGUGCUGUGCCCCAUGCGCAUCACUCUCUCAGGUGUGCUGUGCCCCAUGCGCAUCACUCUCUCAGGUGUGCUGUGCUGUGCCCCAUGCGCAUCACUCUCUCAGGUGUGCUGUGCUGUGCCCCAUGCGCAUCACUCUCUCAGGUGUGCUGUGCCCCAUGCGCAUCACUCUCUCAGGUGUGCUGUGCCCCAUGCGCAUCACUCUCUCAGGUUGUCUCGCUCGCCCCUCCUCCUCCUCUCCGCUCCCUCAACCACCGCCUUCCACUCGCCACCUUCAUCGCCUCUCUCCACUCCCCGCAUCGCUGCCCUUUUCCAUGCACCCCACAGACUCGGCCAUGUCCUCGGACUCCGCCCACGCAGGGCUCUCCUUGGAGCGCGCGCACCUCUUCACCUCGCCCUUGGCCUCGCCGCCCUUGCACGCACAGGCAGCAGGCAGCACGCAGGCGGGCAGGGCAGGGGGAGUGGGGGAGGGGUCAGGGCAGGCGGGCUUUCUGCUGCACCUGCCCCCGCAUGCACGCACAGGCGCCAGUGCACAGGGCGGCAGCAGCAAUGGUGGCGUGGGCAGCAGAUCAGUGGGUGGCGGUGUGGGCAUGGGCAGUAGUGGGGUGUUUGUGCGGCUGAGUGGGGAGGUGGACAAUUGUGUGGGGGCUGCACAGGCGUCAACGGGCUGCAAGACGGCAGGGGAGGGUGGGGAUGGUGACGGCAAAGGGGCCGUGCUGGUAGCACACUUGGCUGUGCAGGCAGAGAACACGGGGGCCCAUGGGAGUGCCGCGGAUGGGAGCAUAAGCAGGGAGGGGCCAUGUGAGUCAGCACAGGCGUCAGCAGCAGCAGGCAGUUGUGGUGGCGGGCGCAGCAGGGCAGGCGAGCAUGGUGGCGAGGGCAGUGUGGAGGGCAGCAGUGAGUGCGAGGGGUCGUCGGGCUUCUGCCGCCUCAUCUCCGACGCUGAAGUCGCCUCCGCGCUCGCCAGCAUGCGCGCCACUCACGCCCUCUCCGCCCUCAGCAACCCCUCGGACAGCGGUAAGGACGGCAGUCACAGCAGCAGCGCCACCAACGCCCACCGCGCCACUCUCCCCAUGGGCUCUGCGCCACCAGCGCUGCACCGCACGUCUGAGCCGCCCCCGCCCUCCCACGCCCAGCCUUCCGCACCCGUGCUCUUUGCCCCGCCUCCCUCCCUCCCAGCCAGCAUGCACCUCGCCCCGCCCUCCCAGCCCGCGGAGCAGCAGUUGCAAGGGCAGCAGGAGAGAGGCGCAGGGCUAGGCCAGGUGUGCAGAGGGGAUGAGGGAGAGAGUGAGGAGCGGGGGGGAAAGGGGCAAGGAGAGGGGCGGGAGGAGGUGAGUGGGUUUGGCGCGAGCUGCCUGUCACCUCCGGGCAGCAUUGGCCGGUGGACGCUGCAGAGUAAACCGCCCCCUCCCAUGGCCCUCAUUAUGGACGGGGGGAGUGGCGUGACGUCAGCACGGGACAGUGUGGCAUCAGGAAGAGGCAGUGCCACGUCAGCGCGAGGCGGAGGGGAGGUGCAGCAUAUGGGCAGCUUGCAGUCGCUGUGUGGUGGUGUGCGGGCGAGCAGGGCAGGGGAGUCGACCAGCAAACAGCGAUAUGUGAACACUCCGUACCACCUCUCCCUCUCCUCCCCACUGCCCCUCCUUCCCAACUCUCCUCCUCCCAACCGUCCCUCUCAUUUACACCUAUCCUUCUGCUUCCCAUCGUUCACUCUCCUCCUACACGCGUCCCCCAUCCGCCCGGAGGACCUGGAGUGUCCGGUGCCGCUGGCAGCGCUGGCGAGGAGUCUGCAGCACACGCCGCUCACUGGGGACGAGGUGGACGUGCUCCCCCCGCCCUCGCCCCACCGCACCACCCGCACUCCCACCGGCUCCCAGGCCGCCGGUGGCAGCAGCAGCACUGCGCUCACCACGCCCACAGCAGGCAGCAGCACGAGUGGCAAGAGCGGGUCUCCUUCUUCCCACAUGAGUGGCGCCAUGGAGUGUGCGCGGUGGAGCAUGCACCACAACCCCAUGGCUGCCCACCGCCUCACAGGUGACGCGCCUCCCAGCAGGUUCGGUGUGCGUGGACUUAGUGUGAGUGGGGAACAAGUGGCAGACAGUGCUGCGGUCAAACCUGCACCUGCCACUGCCACUGCCUCUGCUGAUGCUGAUGCUGAUGCUGGUGAUGCUGUGAGUGGUGGUGCAGGCGAGGGCGCGUGGGAGGAGGAGGUGCAGCAGGAGGUGAGGGUGCUGGAGGCCAGUGAGAGCGAGCAGCAGCAGGCCGUGGCACAGCUGGAGCAGUACGUGGGGGAGGUGGGGGAGGGGAGGGGCGACGACAGCGAGGGAGGUGCAUGUGGUGAGGAGGUGGAGGGAGGAGAGGAGCUUGGAGGGAGAGGCAAUGCGGUGGGGGCUGACACACAGGGGAGGGAGGGCGCAGGGGGGAAGGGAAAGGGCACAGGGGAGGAGUGUGAAUCAGUGAGUGGGGCAGUGGGGGUUUGGGCGAAGGUGAGGCAAGGAAGCAGCGAGGCGUGCAGCGGUGGUGAGGUGCGUGCUGUGCGUGCGAGUGUGAGUGGCGGUGGUGGGGGGAUCAGCAGUGGUCACAGCAGACAGGCAGAACGACAAAUGUUGAAGGGAGAGAGCUGCGAUGGGGACUUGAGCCGCGACACCACUGCUGGAGACAGCGACACGGAUGGGGGUGAGGGGGAGGACGGAGAGGAGGGGGGAGGCGAGGUGGUGGAGGGGAGGGGAGUGAGGGCGUGGGUGGUGGCGGCGGUGACAGCAUUGGAGAGGGCGGUGGAGGGGGUGCUGCAGAUGGUGCUGCUGGCUGCCGUGGUGCUGCUGCUGGCCCUGCUGGGCGGCAGGCUGGCAGCCGUGGUGCACACUGAGGGUGGUGAUGGGGAUGACUUCGUGCCCACCUAG
Messenger RNA from Closterium sp. Yama58-4, 5763 nucleotides. NCBI's taxonomy places the organism in Eukaryota, Viridiplantae, Streptophyta, Zygnematophyceae, Desmidiales, Closteriaceae. The record is from the annotation of a GenBank genome assembly.